CACCUCGCACUCUCAGUUUCACCGCUUGAUCUUGGGACCCACCGCUGCCCUUAGCUCCGAGUCCCGGGCGAGCGCAGCGCAGUGCACAGCAGAGCAGAGUGGGCGAAGGACCCCGGGCGCGGGCGCGGACGGCACGCGGGGCAUGAACUUGGAGGGCGGCGGCCGAGGCGGAGAGUUCGGCAUGAGCGCGGUGAGCUGUGGCAACGGGAAGCUCCGCCAGUGGUUGAUCGACCAGAUCGACAGCGGCAAGUACCCGGGGCUGGUGUGGGAGAACGAGGAGAAGAGCAUCUUCCGCAUCCCCUGGAAGCACGCGGGCAAGCAGGACUACAACCGCGAAGAGGACGCAGCGCUCUUCAAGGCUUGGGCACUGUUUAAAGGAAAGUUCCGAGAAGGCAUCGACAAGCCAGACCCUCCCACCUGGAAGACACGUUUACGGUGUGCUCUCAACAAGAGCAAUGACUUUGAGGAACUGGUUGAGCGGAGCCAGCUGGACAUCUCAGACCCGUACAAAGUGUACAGGAUUGUUCCUGAAGGAGCCAAAAAAGGAGCCAAGCAGCUCACCCUGGAGGACCCGCAGAUGUCCAUGAGUCACCCCUACACCAUGACAGCGCCUUACCCCUCGCUUCCAGCCCAGCAGGUUCACAACUACGUGAUGCCACCCCUUGACCGAAGCUGGAGAGACUAUGUCCCUGAUCAGCCGCACCCGGAAAUCCCGUACCAAUGUCCCGUCACAUUUGGACACCGCGGCCACCACUGGCAAGGCCCAGCUUGUGAAAAUGGUUGCCAGGUGACAGGAACCUUUUAUGCUUGUGCCCCACCUGAGUCCCAGGCUCCUGGAAUCCCCACAGAGCCAAGCAUAAGGUCUGCCGAAGCCUUGGCGCUCUCAGACUGCCGGCUGCACAUUUGCCUGUACUACCGGGAAAUCCUCGUGAAGGAGCUCACCACGUCCAGCCCCGAGGGCUGUCGGAUCUCCCAUGGACACACCUACGACCCCAGCAACCUGGACCAGGUCCUGUUCCCCUAUCCAGAGGACAAUGGCCAGAGGAAAAACAUUGAGAAGCUGCUGAGCCACCUGGAGAGGGGUGUGGUCCUCUGGAUGGCCCCGGACGGGCUCUAUGCGAAAAGACUGUGCCAGAGCAGGAUCUACUGGGACGGGCCCCUGGCGCUGUGCAACGACCGGCCCAACAAACUGGAGAGAGACCAGACCUGCAAGCUCUUUGACACGCAGCAGUUUUUGUCAGAGCUGCAAGCGUUUGCUCACCACGGCCGCUCCCUGCCAAGAUUCCAGGUGACUCUGUGCUUUGGAGAGGAGUUUCCAGACCCUCAGAGGCAAAGAAAGCUCAUCACAGCUCACGUGAGUCCUCAGUUACACUCGUACUAUGCACACAGGCUUCCUGUUCUUUAUAAAGAGCAGAGUCUCAUUUAGAAAAGUCCCAAGUGAAAAGUAAAUGUCAAACGACCUGGAAGAAUAAGCGCAACCCUUAAAGUGGUGAGGAAGGAAGCGUGGUCCAGUGAGCAGCAGUGUGGGGACCCAUGUGCUCCUCCCAGACUUGAGAUCUACUCAUCAAAGAACCAGGGAGGACAGCCCCAAUGGAGGGUCCCACCCUCCCCAUCUUUUUUGUUUUUCAGGAAAGUUGUCAUAUUUCCAUUUUAUGGGAAUCGAAAAAGAGUGAUGGUGAAAGCUGCCCUUUAAAAUUCUCCAUGUUAAGACUGCUUGGAGAAUGCUAUCUAGCUAGUGGAUCUUCAAUCAGUGGAAAAGCUUUUCCCAGAUGGGAAGCUGUCCAUUCCUUGGAGGCCUUUUUUACGUCUCUGGAGAUGUGUCCUAGCACCUGUUUUAUUUCUGGAAUUUUAGAAAUUAUUUAAUCAUUGGGUAUAUGAUAUUUCAAAGAUGCUAAAUGUUUCAAGGAAUUCAAGUAGCUCAGAGUCGCAUAAUGGUCUCUAGCAUAGUUCAGGAUGGGUUCAACUGUGGCAAGUCAUGCUAAAGGGUUAGGGUUAGGAUUUGGGUUAGAGUUUUCUUUUUUAUGAGAAAAUGUUUCUGUAGAUAAGAUGAAGCAUUACUUUGCCAUACAAAACAGAAUCUUUAACCCUUAAGACUUUUGAAUUUGAAAACUUCACAUUGCUACAAACUUGCAAUUGUUAUUAAUAGGCUUGGAUAGUGAGCAAUACCAGAUAAACUUACACCCCAUCGCAUCAAAAUUCCCAUCAGAUUCUAGGUCUGAUGUCAUUUCUCAUUGAGAACUGAAAUGAAAUAUGAUUUAAUCUUGAACAUACAACCCCCCCUUCUUGAUUUUAAAAACAAAGACCGACCAACCAAUAUAUAAUCCCAUAGACUCAGGAGUUUUCUCAUGAGUUCUCUCCAGUGAUUGACUUAAUAAUUGAUGUGAUUGUUGAAAUAAUAACUGAUAUGUUGUUAACAAUAGGAAUUGCCAAAUUACUGAAUAAACUUGGCAUUGAUAAGCAGCAUUUAAGAAGCUGAUGAUCAGCUAUCACAUCAAUCUAAUUUUAAGGGUGACUUGUAUGCAAGUUCUGGUCCUCUAAGUGAGGCAAAGAUGGAUCCCAAGAUGAUCCCUCAUCCUAAAGACAAAGCUGUGUGGUCCAUAAUAUGAAUAAACACACUUGUACACCUAUGAGUUCCACUUUUAAAAAUUAUUAAUUAAUUUCAGGUACUUACAUAGGAGUUUUGCUUAGGUCGUUAUAUAUAAAAUACAAACUCUAAUAGCAUGAUUGAUGGAGAGCAUUCAGCUUGCCUUAGAUGCUGUCAAUUCAGGAAAAGCUGAACAUCAAGGUGUUUAGUUUUGUCUCGUUUUGUUUUAUUUGGUGAGUGUGAUCCGUGCUAAUAACCAGACAGGAUAAAUUUGAGCCCAAUUAACUUCUUUUUUCCCGCAAUAGUAGUAGUGUUGUUGUUGAACUUUAUUUUCUUUUUCUUUUAUCUCUGGUUUAGAAUUAUACAGAUUACCUAGAAAGCAAAUCAUUCAGGAUGAGUUCCUUGUUUCUUUCAAACUGCAGUUGUGGAAAAACAAAAUCAUUGGUCAAGAUGACCCUGCAGAUGACCUCAGACUUCCUUUUAAUUUGAUCACUUUACUUGAUUUGAUUCAGUUUUAGUUAAAUGUACAUUUUAAGUGGCAGUUGAUUUGAAAGUAGCAGUUUUAACCCAGAAUUAAGUAGCUUUGUCCACUUCUUUACAGGUUGAUCUAUGGAAGGACUAACAAAAAAUUCCUUCUUUAGAUGGCUCCAAAUAUGUUUUAAUGUGUUCUAGCACGUAACUUUGGGCUUCCCGUUACUGUCUCCUUAGAAUCUGAGUGCUAUUUAAUAGUGAGCCAGUUGCAGGAUAUCUCAGUAAUGUCUUUUUAAAAUCUCUUAUUAAAGGUAGAACCUCUGCUAGCCAGACAGCUGUAUUAUUUUGCUCAGCAAAACAGUGGACAUUUCCUGAGGGGCUACGAUUUACCGGAACACAUCAGCAGUCCAGAGGAUUACCACAGAUCUGUCCGCCAUUCCUCC
Sapajus apella (tufted capuchin) is the source of this 3498-nucleotide messenger RNA. RefSeq names its product interferon regulatory factor 4 (gene IRF4). The transcript is spliced from 8 exons. Gene Ontology annotation, molecular function: RNA polymerase II cis-regulatory region sequence-specific DNA binding; protein binding; DNA-binding transcription factor activity, RNA polymerase II-specific. The record is from RefSeq and is a predicted model, not a curated record. Gene Ontology annotation, biological process: immune system process; regulation of transcription by RNA polymerase II. The coding region runs from base 143 to 1426 and encodes 427 amino acids. NCBI's taxonomy places the organism in Eukaryota, Metazoa, Chordata, Mammalia, Primates, Cebidae. Gene Ontology annotation, cellular component: nucleus.